AGGUUCAUCUGCAUUUUGCAAGUGUUGCUACACUUCAGGAGCAUUGAAAUCUGUUUCGAAUGAAGCACUAACCAAUGCUCAUUUAGUCCGAAGAUACGUGUGAAGUUUGCUGGCUUGAAGAAGUGGCAUUUUAUUCCUCCUUCAUAUAUCCAAGAUGGAUGAAGUUUUAAGGUACGGCAGGAUGAUGUUCAUCUACGACACGACGUGCUGCACGCGCGAGGAGGACGACCCGGCCGAGGCCAUCUGUUUCCUGCGCUGCGGCGGCGGCGGCGGCGACGUAGUGCAGGAGCUCUCCGGCGAGGUGGACGCAGACGGCGCGGCCAUCGUGGACAGCGCGGCGCUCCACCUCGUCUGUCAGCUGAUGGGCACCGCCUUCUUCACUGAGAAGGACAUGGCCACCUUCCCGCGGCUGAUCCGCCUCCGGCACGGCCAGUUUGUCCUGCACAGAGAGAGCAACUUUGUCUGGGUGAUGCACACCUCGGGCGAGGACGAGCCGUACGUGACGCGCGCGCAGCUGACGCGCACGCGGCAGGCGCUGCGGCUGCUGCACGGCAGCCUGUCGGCGCUGCUGGCGGCGGCCGGCGGCGACCGCGGCGUGCUGCGCCGCCGGCUGGCGCGCACGCUGGGCCCGCUGCUGGCGGCCGCCGGCGGCCAGCCACCGCUCGAGCGCGUCCUGGACGUGGUGCCGCGACUCGACUGGGCCCAGAAGGACGACUUCAUAGCGCAGCAGUUGUCUGACGUUCAGAGCGCGGCGCUGCGGCUGCCGGGGGUGCUGAGCUGCACCCUCUGCUGGGACGCCAAGGUUGUUUCGAAUGACGACAUCGAAGAGGUGCUCGAGGUUCUCGUCCACGUUCACCGCCUGUCAGGGGACGCCUUUGACCUGGCCGACGUGGACUUUGUGAUGCCUCCCGGCACGCUGCUGGCGCGGGUGCACCUGGGCGGCGCGCUGGCCACGGGGCUGAGGGCGGGCGCCGAGAAACGCUGGGUCCGAUCCGAGGAGUUUCCGCCCUCCUCCUCGCCCUCCGACCUACCGCCGCUCGUGGCCAUUGACGAGGCUACAGAGGGGACCGGCGGGGGCAGCGGCGCCGCCUCCGUCACCAGCUCAGCGCAGGAGGGCGGCGCCGACGCCAGGCCGGGGAAGGAGAACCGGCCGGACGCGGCGCUGUCGGCCGAGUGCGCGCGCGCCGAGCAGCCGCCGCCGCCGGCGCUCGACGAGAUUCCGGUGCGCCAGCUGCGGCGGCGGUCGCGCGCCAGCCGCCGGCCGCGCCGCAGCCUCACCGAGCUGGACGUGCCAGAGCCGUUCUCCAACCUGGCCUACCUGAAGCGCCGCCAGCCGGACCUCUACCGCGACGAGGUGCGCAAGCUGCAGGCGUCGCUGCCGGACAACCAGCCGGCGUUCACGGCCGUCUCGGCCAACCCGUACAGCUUCGGUAUCCCCCGCUCCAACCGGCUGUACACGCCGCGGCUGGCGGUCGCAGAGCCGGCCGGCGUCGCGCCGCCGCCCUCCCCGUCGGCUCGCGGUCCCCCCUGGCGACCGGUGCGCGGCGCGCCGGCCGGCUACUUCUCCGAGAGCCCGCGGCCGGCCGGCUCGCCGCGCGGCCGGCCCGUCGGACGCCGCUUCUACAGCGACGGCGAGGAGCUGAGCUGGCGGCCGCGCCAGCUGGCGGCGCAGCUGCCGGACGGCGGCACCCCGCAGCUGCCGGCCGACGAGCCGCUCGUCGCGGCGCUGCUCUACACCCACGCCAUCGGCAAACUGCGCUGUCACGUGCUGCUGGAGCCGCCGCGCGGCGCCGCCCUGCGCGGCACCGUGCAGCACCUGAACCACGUGACCGGGGCCGGCCUACUGGAGCUGGAGACGAUGCUGCGCAGCUACCGCUCGAUCCCGUCCUUCCACGGCCAGCACUACAGCUACGUGUCCGUACGCGAGCGGCCGGCCGCCGGCGGCGACGGGCCCGCCGCGCCCGACGCCGGCCCCGGCCGCCAGCUGGAGUCAGAGGGCGCCACGCGGCUCGACUCGCACCUCGUACAGAUGGUGCACGCCGACCUGCUGGCCGGCCGGCUGGCCGACUGCCGCAUCAGGACGCCGUCGGACGUUCUCCUGGCUCAGCGGAGCGGCUCCACCGAGACGUACUACCAGCAGCGCACCUCGGGACUCCAGACCGGCCUGCCCGUGGUCAAUGGGCCGCUCUCCCGUGUCGACGACCGCGCCAGGAAGCGGCUCAGCAAGAACCACGGCCUCAUGCUGGGCUGACGGCCCGGCCCGGCCUGGCGGCGGCACGGCAGGCGGUCAGUCCUAGUGGUGCUUCAACAAGCGGUCAGUUCCAUUGGGAAACCACGAAGUAGUGGCGGCACUUCUUAUGGAUGAGCAAGACUGAGCGAUUAGGCGGUCAGUCCUGUCGGAGGGGUAUGUAGCAGAGCUAGUGCUUCAGUAGGAGAUGGGUCCGACCACUAGGUAAGACGGCACCGGCGGCGGGUGCUGUGGGAGUCCCGCGAAGCCGGUUCGGUGGAGUGAUCUGUAAAAGAAUGGAAUUCGCGGGGAUGCGCGUCGAUAUAAGAGAGACCUUGAGUAGUAAUGCUACAGAAAUUUUGGUGUUGAAUGAUGGAGCCCCUGUCUCCGGUAAUCGAUUCGUAUGCGGAAGGGUGCAGAAGACGACAAUUUGAGUGCCAGCAUCACCAUGACAUAGCAUUAAUGCUCAGCUUCUCUCGGCUGAAUGGAGUCAGUCCCGUCUGCACCUGCUUUAUCAGUGGCUAAGUAAUGAAAUCAAAGCGAUUCUAGUGUUAUUAGCGAUGUGGUUAAAUUGCCGUGUGGUUCAACAAGAUGUGCUGUGAGGAGACUUUUCGGGCAGCUGUGCUUUAGUGGCACAGUUCUCAGAUCUUGCAUUCCGUUGAUUUAUUCCCGCAUUCCGAUGGCUUUCUCUUAUGGUCAUUUUAUCCUAAGCCAUGCGAUUGGUACGGAGUGGAUUCAUCAACAUUUAGUAGCGUCGUGAUUGGUAGAUAAGAAUUCGCAUUAAAAGUAUGGCACCAUCUCCACUCCAAGCCCUUCAAGCGGAAUGGUGCGUUUUCAAGCGUUUUAUUAGAGCAAUUCCCGAUCUAAAGUUAGUGCAGGAGCAUGUCCGCCUCCCCGUGGCUUCAGUUUCCGGUGCACGUAACACGGAGACAUUCCCUCUGAAUGUAACCCCCUAGGACCCAAUUAUUGGGGUCUAGCCCUAGUGCCAUGUGACGGCUGUUGUCGCUGAGAGCCAACGCCCGUGGGCCUUUUUUAUCACAUAUAGUGGUAGUACUGUGCCACACUGUGAAAGGAGGACGCCGCGUGAUCGAUUAGUCGUGUCGGGCAGUGGAAACUGGAAACGUUACUUGGUGAUGGCAAUUGUAUCUUGAGGCGCUUUCCCCCAAUGGUUCAUAUAGCAGGAUGGGGUCACUUAAACUGCGUGCUUUCUUUUUACCAGGCUUGCCUUAUAUUUGUGCGUUAUUAUUCUAACAUAUUUUAACGUAGCUUUAUAUGUAAAUAAUGAAAUGUGCUUGAAAUUUUAUUGAAAGUUAUGGUAGCGUACUUUUACACAGCAUGUUAACGUUUUUCCCACAUCUGUUGGUCUCUCUAAACCAGUAAAACGCCUUUUGGGCGACCAACGGAGCGAGCGAGAGGAUGGGCCUUGCACGUGCGAAAUUGCGAGGGGGUACCUCCAACUAACUUGUGCACUGCACCCUACUAACCGGUCUUUAGCGAUGUGCCAAAUUUCAGCGCAAUCGGCCUAGCCGUUCUCGAGAUCUGGAAGCGGCACACUGCACGUGCGCACGUGCAAGCGGGGUCCAAACUGACUUUUGCACGGCACCCUACUAACUGGUCCCCAACCGUGUACCAAAUUUGAGCGCAAUCGGCCCAGCCGUUCUCGAGAUCUGGGAGCGCCCCCUGCACGUGCGCACGUGCUGUAGCACCCCAACCUUAACACAUGCAGAUGAAUUAUCUGAUGGAGACCUAACUGUGUACCGAGUUUCAAUUCAAUCGGCCCGACCGUUGUGCCGUUAUUGAGGUUGCAAUUUUGGGGGUUCUUAAAAAAUGUCCAACUUUACCACGCGCCACGUGCGGUGGUUGGCAAGAACGCAUGGUGGCCAUCACACCACAGAACUUUUACGUCCAAGUGACAUUCAGUAAAGAAGACCGCUUGUCAAUCGGAUGUCCCGUUCCUAAGAUAUUAGCUUUUGAAGAGCGUCCCCACGGCCGGCCGGCCGGCCGGCCGCUCAUACUCAGGAUUUUCCCUUAAUUCAGUAUGAGACUCCGCUCGCUUCGCUCGCUCCGUAAUCAUAUGCUUACCUGCGAAGUUUUAUAUGCGCCCAUUGAUGAAAUGUACUUAAACUCAUUUUGUAUUGCUAAUCCUUACAACUGAUGUCCUUAUGCUGUCUUGAUUUUGUUCCAUUUAAGCUAAAUAUUCACUCCAAGUUUCACAGACAAUAAAAAUCAUUAUAACUUGGCUGUAAAAAUGGAUGUGUGCUGUAUCAACAGUGAGAUUAGGCAAGUCGGGACUAUGCGAUUGCCUUUGUUGGUUGAGUCUUUUUAUUGAGGCGUAAAUUGCUUGAACGACAAUAAGUCUUGGAGUGAAUAUUAGAGUUCAGUGGAACACCCUAAAUGUAUCGAAAAAGGCAGUCCUCUGUUGCUCGGCCACCUGUGUUUGUAUCUGUGUGCCAGCCGCGGCGUGUCACCACAGCAGCCAGUCAGUGGCCUUCAUCGCAUGUCCGAGCUCUGCUAAUGACGUCAUCUGUGUACAUGGCAGGCUGCUGGUGCAUUUCAUACGCCCCGGUUGGCACAUCCAGCCGAUGUUUUCACGUGAACGAUUAGCCAAUAUGGCGUCAUUGCACGUGAACUAGCUAUGCUUGGAAUUUUAGGAACGCGAGUUAAUGCUAUAAACAUGGGUGUAGCAUGAUGGUCGCUUACGGCUGCUACUAUAUCAUGUUAAUCAAAACAUAAUAAUUAAUCCAAAGGUCCUCGUUUAUCGUAUGUGUAGUGUACCUGCUCUCUAUUACUGCUAUUUAAUGUAUAUUUUACACGGAUUAGUUGUGCGUCCAUAUCAUACGGGAAACAGGGUCCACUUCGCUAAUUCAGAAGCAUAGGCUAGUUCUCUCCGAUAUACUCUGGUGGUUAUACUCUUAUAUCUGUAUUUGCUGUCUGUUUUUAUAGCAGUGUGGCUUAGAGGGUAUAUUUCUAUUUUACUCGUAGCAUGCAUGGUAUGGCUUUAUGCUCGUGCGAUAGACGGGUUGUUUGUUUUGGUACUCAGCUGUGUUCAUAUUGGGAGCGGCGAAACGUUCGGUACUUACGAGCCACGUGCUGUGACCGUAGCGCCGUACCAGAGGCGAUGUAUGGGUAAUAUUCUAGCGGAUUGUGUUAUGGGUAACAAUACAAUGUAUCCUUGUAAACGUGAAA
This is a messenger RNA of Amphibalanus amphitrite, 5413 nucleotides long. RefSeq lists its product as uncharacterized. Bases 155 to 2251 code for a protein of 698 amino acids. Lineage: Eukaryota; Metazoa; Arthropoda; Thecostraca; Balanomorpha; Balanidae. The transcript is spliced from 10 exons. The record is from RefSeq and is a predicted model, not a curated record.